This is a messenger RNA of Aureobasidium namibiae CBS 147.97, 2277 nucleotides long. Its product is annotated as exocyst complex subunit Sec15-like protein. Gene Ontology annotation, biological process: Golgi to plasma membrane transport; intracellular protein transport; exocytosis. The record is from RefSeq and is a predicted model, not a curated record. Lineage: Eukaryota; Fungi; Ascomycota; Dothideomycetes; Dothideales; Saccotheciaceae. Gene Ontology annotation, cellular component: membrane; exocyst. The annotation marks the transcript as partial. The transcript is spliced from 7 exons.
AUGCCAGCAAUCAUUGAGCCUCAUGAUGAGUUCAUGGGCGCUGUUCAGCAGAUCAUUCUGUCAUCAUCCGAGACAGACUACAUCGACCAGUUGAUCCCGGUGAUGCGCGAUGUCAGAAACUCAGAGCGUGCAGGUCAUCUCAUCCAGGCGUUGACACAAGUCUCGAACGAUCGACAAGCCGAGAUCGAACGCAUUUGCAACACCAACCACCAAGAGUUCAUCAGCUCUGUCAAUCAGCUCCAGCGGGUACGAGAAGGAACGGUCACUCUGACUGCCGAGAUUAUGAGUCUCAGCCAGUCGAUCGAGGCUAGUACCGAGAAACUCGCAGAGCAGAAGAGAGCAUUGGUCGAUUCCAGGGGCGUUCGGCAGAAUAUUGAUGAUGCUACCCAGGCCUUGAAGGAUUGUCUCGAGGUUUUGAGGCUGGCAAACCAAGUGCAUGAUUUGCUCCAGGAGAAAAACCGUUAUGCAGCACUUCGAGCUUUGGACGAGCUGCAGAAUGUUCAUCUGAGAGAAGUAACCCGCUACAUGAUUGCAGGCAUGAUUGAGCGCUCGGUGCCUGCAACUCAGCGUUUGAUAGCCGAGGCCGUCAUGGCAGAUCUCAACACAUGGCUUUUCCGUAUUCGUGAGACUUCGCAAUUCUUGGGUGAGGUUGCAUUCUAUCACACAGAGAUGCGUCGAACCAGACACAAGAUGAGAUUUGAAGAAAAUCCGGACCUUGGGAACUUCAAACUGAACUCUGCGGUGGAAGCUGUUGCUGACGAGAGCGAGGAGUUCGAUGUGCUGAACAACGAAGAGGUACAGGUCGACUUUUCUCCUCUAUUUGAGGCCAUUCAUAUACACGACGCCUUGAGCCAGAGCGACAAGUUUCGUCAGGACUACUCAGCGACCAGAAGGAGGCAAAAGGAGCUGCUCCUACCUGCGAGUCUGAAUCUUCUGGACGAAGACGCCGGAGAGUUAAGCACUUUGCUGGAGAGCAUUGCUGGGUUUGCCAUUGUCGAAAAAGCCACCAUGAUGAAGACAGAAAAUUUGAGGUCCUUAGCAGAUGUCGAAGAGUUGUGGGACUCAAUGUGCCAGAGCACUAUUACACUUGUCAAUAAGUCCUUGCCAACCAUCGACAACGACGAGAGGCUGUUGAAAAUCAAAGGCGUCAUUGCGCUUUUCGUCCAAACAAUGGGUAGCUGGGGGUAUUCAGUCGAUAGUCUCGACCAGUUGCUGCUUACAAUAUUCGACAAAUACGCGCAGCUGCUCAAGCAAAGGUUCAGCGAGGAUUUCCAGGAGAUCGUUUCGACGGACGACUACAUGCCUAUGCCCAUCAACAACCCCGACGAGUACGACAAGGUCAUCAACGUCAGUUGGUAUACGCCAGACAAGGACCGCGAGCAGCAAAAGUAUGUGUACGCCUUCCCCUGUGUUCUGCCCUUUUCACAGAUGUACCCGCUUUGUUGCAUCGACAUCCGGAACUUUCUAAACCAGAUUUAUUUAUUCUCUGACGAUCACUUUCAAAACUCAAGUGUCAUUGACGAUACACUAAAGAGCUCUCUAGAUGAACUCCUCUGCCACAAAGUGUGCAGGUCAUUGGUCGAGAGACUAUCAUCACAAUAUCCCGGUCAAAUUGUGCAAAUUUUGACUAAUCUCGAUCACUUUGAGACAGCAUGCCGAGAGUUGCAAGACUUGCUCGCAGAAGCCCGUUCGUCGAGCAGCGCGGCUGGUCCUAUCGUGCUCGCCGCGACAGAAGAGUUCACGACAGCCAAAAAAGCGGCCGAGAAGCGUAUCUUCGAACUCGUUAACAGCAAGAUUGACGAUCUGAUCGAGACGGCCGAGUAUGACUGGAGUUCUACCUACGAGCCACCAGCUGCUUCACCUUACAUGCAGGAAUUGACACGCUAUCUAUCCGACGUCAUGUCUAGCGUGUUGCUCGGGUUGCCUGUGCAGAUCAAAGAGCUCAUCUACUUCGACGCGCUCGCACACAUCAGCAAUGCCAUCCUCGCGCUACCGCUGGAUCCAUCUAUCCGUCGUCUGUCGCCGCAGAGUGUCACGGCUUUCCGCCUUGACACUGAGCACUUGAUCGAUUUUGUUCGCAGCCUCGACAACCCAGUGCUUAUGGAAGGUCUCGACGAGCUUCGCCAAACGGUUGAUCUCAUGGCUGUAGCCAAGGAAGGCGAAGGACGCGCAGAAGAAGAAUUCUUCGACGUCGAAAAGGGACGCAAGAGAUUCGGCAAGGUGGACAAGAUGAAUGGAGCCGAGUUGCUGGAGAAGGUCAGCCAGGGAGCGGAAGCA